Molecule: messenger RNA, 524 nt
Organism: Funneliformis geosporum
Lineage: Eukaryota; Fungi; Glomeromycota; Glomeromycetes; Glomerales; Glomeraceae
Source: the annotation of a GenBank genome assembly
ACUUUGAAAAAAGUAUAGAUUCUACUGGUAAAGCUCUAAAGCUAAUAGUGAAAUCAUAUUCAAAUUUGGAGUAUCUCAAUACAUCCACUAGGUGUUUUAAUUGCAUUAGACAUAAAAGACAUAUUUAUCAAAUUCGAGAAAAAAAUAAUAUAGGUUUAUAUGCAAUCGCAAAUUUAUGCCAUAAAUUAGAAUAUCUAGAUAUUUCUCAUUGUGAAAAGUUUACUGAAACAUCAAUUUGUAGUAUUAUUCAUUCUUGCUCAAGGCUUCAACAACUUGAUCAUAGCUAUUGUGAAAUUACUGAUAUAACUAUUGAAGAAAUUGCUAGAUUAUAUCUUAAUUUAAAAUAUCUUAAUUUAAGAGGGUGUUAUAAAAUCAGCAAAGAAGUUGUGAAUCAGCUUGUUUUACUUAAUCCAAAUAUUCAUAUCGAGAAUUACGUGAAAACUUUAACUCUUUCUGAUCUUAUUGAAGUGGUUAUAAAUCAUCUUACACAGAAUAACGUUAUUAAUAUACAGACUUUAACUUAA